AAUGUCUAUAAAAUCAUUUGACGACUUACUCCAUAUUAUAAAAGUAGAUAUUACUGGUGAAUCAACAAUUUUAAGAAACUCAAUUUCUCCAGAAGAAAAACUUGUUAUAACGUUAAGGUUGCAUAUUUGUUUGGCUAAUUGAAUAAAGAUGGUUCCUCCUCGAUUUUAUCCUUACAGAAGUGAAUUGUGGCGUGUAAAUAUUGAGGAUGUGCUGCAUCAAAACUCAAAAGGGUUCCACUCGUGCCAUAGAUGCUUUGAAAUAGGACAUAAUAAACGACAAUGCACUGAACCUAAGAAAACUGCAUUGUGUUUUUUAUGUGGGCAAUUUGGCCAUUAUGAAAAGAACUGUUUAACAGGAAGUUGUGAAAAGUGUUUCUCCCUCAAACACAGAACAAAAAAUUGUAAAAUGGUCAACAGUGAAAAAUUUUCGGUGCCAUGUGCCUUAUGUAAUUGUGUUGGUCAUGAACAAAGUGACUGCCCAGAUUUUUGGAGAAGAUUUCAUUUAACAACAGACAGUAAUAAAAUGGUGAAAAGAAAUCGAACUGUUAAUCAAAGGGUAUUUUGUUAUAAUUGUGGAACCGAUGGACAUUUUGGAUUUAAAUGUGAUAGUCCUAGAAUGAACGAAAAUACCUUUCCUACAACACCAAUGAUUGUAGACUAUAGUCCACUCUAUGAAAUGGAAAUUGUUGAUAAUACAGGAUCUGAGGUGUCAUGUUUCAACAAUGAUUCACUUAUUAAAUUAGUAAGAAAUUAUCCAUCUCUGUUUGAUAAAAAUCAUAAAAAUUAUGAAGAUAGUGCUUUGAAAGCAAACCAAUGGUCUGAAAUAGCAACAGAGUUGAAUUCAACAGUUGAAAUUGUUAAAAAUCAGUGGGUGAGCCUUCAAGAUCAGUAUAUAAAAGAAAAACAUGCAUUGACUCUUUCCAAUGAAUCAGAAAAUGGUGAAACAAAAAAAUCAAACUGGGAUAUUUAUCCAAUUUUAGAUGAGUUUUUAAAAAUGUAGAACGUAAGGAGUAAGUUUAAGGAACUGCAGAUAAUGUAGAUUCCAGCCUUAUGACAAAUACUGAUAUUUCUGGAGAGGUCACUUCAAAUAUUGCUGCACCAAAUGAAGCUAUCUCAUCAGUACUGUCUGCAUCUAAGCCAUCCACAUUUGUACCAUCUUCAGCCACAUCAUCCACUCCUGUACCGUCUGUAGUUAUACCAUCCAUACAUGAAACAUCAGUUUUCAUCCCAAAUAAAAAUACAGAGGAGGCUCUUGCCGAACAGAACUAUCAGAAACAAGAGAGAACCGAUUCAAAAUGCGACAUAUCAGACUCUCGUCAAAAGUUAAACAAAACAUUGAAAACCAUCUGUGAUAUUGGAAAUGAUGAAAUUGUAUUAUAUUGCCAAAGUCUAGCAUGUAGAUUUAAAAAAAUUGUCAGACGAAAGAAAAAGACGUGUGCAAUAAAAAAUUGAAGAAUUAAUGUAUGAAGCGGAAAAGAAAGAGAACAAUAAAUUUUUUCGGUACUUCUGAAUCUUUAUCCCAGAUGGUGGCACCGCCCUGGCGACCAACAUCUCAACUAGUACUUGUAUCCCCUCGAAACAAAUUAACUCGGCCAGUUGACCUACCAACAGACGUGUUUUCCAAACCUUUGUGAGAAAGAAAAAAUGUCUAAAUUAUACGAUUUACCAUGCGAGUUUUGCUGUGAGUCUGUCUACCAAAAAUUUGGAUUACAGAGAUGAAUUAUAUACAUAGUAACAUACAGCAGUCCAGAUACAGAGUGAAUAAUCAAGUAAAAUAGAAAU
Messenger RNA from Centruroides sculpturatus (bark scorpion), 1782 nucleotides. Its product is annotated as zinc finger CCHC domain-containing protein 7-like. The record is from RefSeq and is a predicted model, not a curated record. NCBI's taxonomy places the organism in Eukaryota, Metazoa, Arthropoda, Arachnida, Scorpiones, Buthidae. Gene Ontology annotation, molecular function: zinc ion binding; nucleic acid binding. Gene Ontology annotation, biological process: regulation of transcription by RNA polymerase II. The transcript has 11 exons. The coding region runs from base 149 to 1000 and encodes 283 amino acids. Gene Ontology annotation, cellular component: transcription regulator complex; nucleus.